AUGUUUCAUAGAGUGAAUGUUAGAGAAAUCGAUAUGCAUGCCCAACGUUUUUUGUGGUAUGACAAGGGAGAUACACUGCAUCAACCAAGCAUUUAUGUAAUGAGAGCAUUAACUUUUGGAAUCAGCUGCGCACCUUGUAUCGCCCAUUUUGUACGCAACAAAAAUGCAGACCUCUUUAAGAACACACACCCCCGAGCUGUAGAAGCAAUACAACAAAAUCAUUAUGUUGACGACUUUAUCGACAGCGAAUGUGACGACAACCAAGCGCUGGAAUUGGCGAUUCACGUGAGAGAAAUUCAUGAAGCCGGCGGUUUCAAGAUGCACAAUUGGACAUCUAACUCAGAAGUUGUCUUAAAGGAAUUACAUGGAAGUGCACCAUCUGAGCAAUCGAUGAAAGACUGGGGCUCAACCACUAAAAUAUUAGGUUUGUAUUGGGACCCAAAUAAUGAUGAAUUUAGAUAUAUUUGCAGAUUUGCAAGAUUACACCGUGAUAUACUAAAUCAGUCAUUGACACCGACCAAGCGCGAAACUCUACAAGUCCUGAUAUCCAUAUUCCAUCCCCUUGGAUUUGUGUCCUGCUACACAAUAGGCCUAAAAAUACUUAUUCAUGAAAUAUGGCGGACUGGUAUAGCAUGGGAUGAGGAACUUACGGACAGUUUAGACAAACGCUGGUGCAGUUGGAAGUCCACAAUUCAACAAAUAACGUCCAUAAGAUUACCUCGAUGCUACUCCCCAACGAUGCAGACAGCAGACGAAGUCCAACUGCAUACUUUCGUAGAUGCCAGCGAAAACGCUUAUGCUGCCAUAUGUUAUCAGCGCAUCACGAAAAACAAUGUUACAACUGUCUCUCUAGUUGCAGCCAAGAGCAAAGUGGCACCACUUAAACCACUCUCAAUUCCAAAGCUCGAGCUGCAAGCUGCUCUACUUGGCACGAGACUUGCAAAAACUGUACAAGAAGUAAGACGAAUAAAUACUAACUCUCAAUUUUGGUGGAGCGAUGCAAAAACAGUUUUGAGGAGGUUACAAAUAGACCCAAAAAAGUUUCAGCAAUUUGUGAUGCAUCGUGUAGGCGAGAUUCUUGAGAACACAAACGUCAAUCAGUGGAGAUGGGUUCCAUCAAAACAGAAUCCCGCCGACCUUGCCACCAAAGUACCAACUCCAUCAAAUACACAAAUGUGGUUUGAUGGUCCCAAAUUUUUACGCUCCGAUGUUAAUGAAUGGCCACAAUGCGAUGACUUGGGAAUGCUAAAUGAAACAGAAAUGAAACGCAGCGCAUUAGUAAUUGAAAGCGUCCAUAAGACUAAACUCAACAUUGAAUACUUUUCUAAUGGGAAGCGUUUGUACCGUGCUGUAGCUACUUUCUUUUUGUACUGCCACAAGCUAAAUAAAUUAACAAAAGAUAAAAUUAUAAACACAAAUUUAGAAGUCGAUUGUGCAUUGAUCAAAAAGGCAAAAGCAUUUUUAAUGAGAUAUGCGCAGAAUGACGAAUACAGUAACGAAAUAUCUAGUCAGACACGUAAUAAACUUAUUGGGAAAACAAGCGAUGUAGUCAUUAUUGUGGAUUCAGAUAUGCCGAGUAAUUGCUGGCCCAAAGGCGUAGUAGUGGACGUUGCGAUUGCGAAAGAUGGCCAAGUUAGAAGAGCGACGGUGAAAACUGAAAAAAGCAUUCUACAACGACCAGCGGCAAAGUUAGCAGUAUUGGAUAUUGACGGCCCUUCGAAUAGUAAACUCGACCCACCUGACUCGUUUACGGAGGAGGGAACUGUUGCCGCUACUCCUAAUUGA
This is a messenger RNA of Lucilia cuprina (Australian sheep blowfly), 1785 nucleotides long. RefSeq lists its product as uncharacterized. Bases 1 to 1785 code for a protein of 594 amino acids. The transcript has 2 exons. The record is from RefSeq and is a predicted model, not a curated record. Lineage: Eukaryota; Metazoa; Arthropoda; Insecta; Diptera; Calliphoridae.